AUGACGCCCGCCCGCGCGGUCCCGGGCACCGCGGGCCCGCCUUCCCCUCCGUCCCGAACGCGACCCCCACCACCACCACCGCCACACGUCGCCACGCGCCCCGCAGCGGUGGCGGCGGAGGGGGGCGGGGAGGGAAGCGGACGGAGACGAGGAGUAGACAAGGGCGACGCGGUGGAGCCGGAGACCGGGCGAGCCAGGAGGGCACGGAGCCGGAGGGACACCGGGCUCGAACCGACCGCACCCCCCCCGCCGAGCGGCAACGUGGGGGGGAGACGACGGGCACGGCACGCGCGGCGCGGCGCGGCACGGGCGGCGACGACUGAGACGCCACCCGACCCCUCAGCGCAGCCGGCCGGCCGGCCGGCGACCGACCACAGCCGCCUCGACCCCCACACCGUCCGCCUCCCGCCGAGGGGAGGCGGGGCCUCGGGACCCAACCCACUGACGGGGGAGCGCGGCGAGACCGCGCGCGGCCCCGGGGCGCAGCGCGCGACGGCGAACGACGCCGAGGCGUCCCGCGGGCCGCCGCCGGGGCAACGCGGACCCCGGGGGGCGCGGCCUCACACGCGCCACGGGCCUCGACGCGAGGCCGACCCCGGCGGGGGGGGCACACAUUUCUCCGGGACCCGCGUGCGGCGCGAGGGACCCCUCCUCCACCGGGAGGGACCGCGGCCAGGGGGCGGCGGGGGGGGGGCCGCGGGCUCACCGCGAGCCGCGACCCCGGACCCCGGACCCCGGACCCCGGACCCCGGACCGCCGCCCUCCCCGACACCGACACCUCGGGCACGCCACUCUCGCUCGCCCCUCUCUCUUCCGAACACCGCUCCCUCUCUGCGCGAGGGCGGCGGCCGACGGCGGCACCGCACCACGCGACGCGCGGCUCCCCCCUCCCGGCCCCCCCCCCCAACGCGCACGCCGACGGGCGACGGGGGCUGGGGAGGGGCGCUGAGCUCGGGGGGGGGGUGGGGCCGGCGAGGCGAGGCAGGCGCGCACCGACCGGGUCUGCACUUAGGGGGACGGAGGGCACGCCAAAGCGGGCCCUACGAGGAAGCCCCCAGCCGCGCGACCCCGGGGGACAACCCGCGGACGUGCGAGGGGGAGAGGAACGUUCCGCCUCCCCACAAGCACCCCCGACGCUGGCGCGACACUUCCACGCCCGCACGGGGCAGACGGGGUCGCCUCGGGCCGGCCAGCAAGAAAGAAACAGAACGACACCAGAAACUCCGAGGCGGAGCGGACGAGCGCACGGGGACGGAAGGACCGACCCCACAGGCGCCCGGGGGGGGGAUCCCCACCACCUUCCCCCUCAACGGAAAGGGAGGGCCCGCGCCCAACGCCAACACGGCCCCGACGACCGGCCGGGUAUACCCCCGAACCCGGCCGGGACGCCCGGAGACGUCAGCGGCGCGCGGCGCCCCGGCCCAAACCGAGGAGAGGCGGGCGGGGAAAGAGUACACACGCGUGGGGGCAGGGGGAGGGGCGGGGAGGCGGGAGGACCGGCGCGGAGAAGAGAGCACAGCGGCAUCGGGGACCAACGCCCCCGACGUGCCGACUUCUCACGUCCAAGUCCUUCCCGCCCAAAUCCCCGACACGGGCCCCCAGGAGCCCCCAGCGCGACCCCGCCGGCCAGACCCCAAGGCCGGCGGGGUGACCACCCCCCCCAAGGGGUCUUUAAACCUCCGCGCCGGGACGCGCUAG
Molecule: messenger RNA, 1698 nt
Organism: Cavia porcellus (domestic guinea pig)
Lineage: Eukaryota; Metazoa; Chordata; Mammalia; Rodentia; Caviidae
Product: collagen alpha-1(I) chain-like
Exons: 3
Coding region: 1-1698 (565 amino acids)
Source: RefSeq, a predicted model, not a curated record